GUCAGGCCCGCUGCCAUGGCGUCUUAUUUCGAUGAACACGACUGCGAGCCGUUGCACUCCGAGCAGGAUGCCCGGACCAACAUGCUGCUGGAGCUCGCCAGGUCCCUUUUCAAUAGGAUGGACUUCGAAGACUUGGGGUUGGUAGUAGAUUGGGAUCACCACCUGCCUCCACCUGCUGCCAAGACUGCAGUUGAGAACCUCCCCAGGACAGUCAUCAGGGGCUCUCAGGCGGAGGAGGAGACUGCCAUUGAGAUGCCUUGCCAUCACCUCUUCCACUCCAACUGCAUUCUGCCCUGGCUGAGCAAGACAAAUUCCUGCCCCCUGUGCCGCCACGAGCUGCCCACUGAUGAUGACACUUAUGAGGAGUAUAGACGAGAUAAGGCUCGCAAGCAGCAGCAGAAGCACCGACUCGAGAACCUCCAUGGAGCCAUGUACACAUGAGGUGGCUGGGACGGCACACCAGUCCUCCACAACACCUUCCUCGUCUGCCUCGGAUUCUCAUUAAAAGUUUCUUUACCC
Molecule: messenger RNA, 519 nt
Organism: Lagenorhynchus albirostris (white-beaked dolphin)
Lineage: Eukaryota; Metazoa; Chordata; Mammalia; Artiodactyla; Delphinidae
Product: E3 ubiquitin-protein ligase RNF181-like
Biological process (GO): protein ubiquitination
Cellular component (GO): cytoplasm
Molecular function (GO): ubiquitin protein ligase activity
Source: RefSeq, a predicted model, not a curated record